Molecule: messenger RNA, 407 nt
Organism: Darwinula stevensoni
Lineage: Eukaryota; Metazoa; Arthropoda; Ostracoda; Podocopida; Darwinulidae
Source: the annotation of a GenBank genome assembly
UAGUCAAGGCAAAUGUGGAGCGAUAUGGCGUAUCCAUGUUCUAUGUCAAUCAUUGUGGCGCUCAGACAGAAUUGAUUUUUGAUGGUGGGUCUAUCGUAAUGUCCAAAAAUGGUGCACUUCAUGACGAAUUACCAUAUUUUGAAGAGAGCAUCAGACAUUAUGAUCUCAACGAAGUAGACGCAGAUGUGUAUAAAACAGAAAUUUAUGAACUCGCUCAUUAUAUCAAUAAAGAUGAAGAAUGGAUUCCUGUCAACUCUAUUUCCAAACCACCAUCUGCAGAGCUCAGACCAAAUCAAAAAGAUAGUGAUAGUCUUCCUGAUUAUGAUAUACUAGAUACCAUUCUCUACCAAUAUAUAGAAAAGCGCCAAGGUCCACAAGAUAUUAUGGAAAUGGGAUACGACCCUGCU